UAUAAGAAAAUAUUUUGACUUAUCGGUCUUUAGAAUUAAACGACGAAAUAAGUAAUAAAUAAGUAAUAAAGUUUUAGAUCAAGUACAAUUUCGAGAACAAUGUAGAUUUAACACCGGUGCAACCGGUAGGAAGACGUCAUUAGGAACCAUGACAAUCUACGUACCGUGACAGGACCGACUAUUUGUCCUCUGGCCGUAACAAUCCGUUUUAGUAGCUCGCGAAGAAUAUCCAAGAUCACGACAGAGCCACAAGCUCUUCCUUCUUCGAGGUGAAGCGAAAAUAUCCGAAUCAUUGUCAAAAGUUACAUCUCGUAUAUUAUUCUAUAUUGUUCAUAUAUUGUUCUUCAGAUGACGUUCAAGUCUUUAAUGAACUUUGGAAAUUACGCCAAGGGUCCUUAUCAUCCAGCGACGGACAGAUAUCACGGUAGUUCCGGCGGUUUCCAUCAUAGCGGAUCUGCUGGCUAUUACCAUGGUUCGCGAGGAAGCAACAAGGGUAAAGGCGGAAGCGGAGCAGCGUUGAGCGCGUUGACCUUAUUAGCCUUUCUGUUCCUUAUAAACGUGAUGCAGCAAUCCAUGCAAGAUACUAAUACGAUGACAACACCUUCGACAUCUACGGUAGUGUUGAGAAACGGUGACGAUCAACCGGUGGUGGUAGAUGCAAAAGAGGAGAAGGAGAACAAGAAGAGGGACGAGGUGAAGCACGACGGUAUCUACGGGGUAUCGAUAAAAUCCAAGAUCCAAAGGCUUAACAGUCAAUAUAUUAAUUAAAUGAAAGUGAUUUGUACACAAUGAUUCGUACAAGAUGAACGGUAAUUCACAUAGACAGGAUGAAGAAAUUAGUUGAAACUUUCUUUCGUACCGGUAUAACGAUCCAUCCUGAAGGAUCAUCAAUUUUAUUAAGAUAAUAUUCAUUUGAAUAAUUCUGUAACAAUUCCUUAAAACGGAUGUGCUUCGAAAUAUCGUAUAUGUAUAUGUAUACACUUUGUAUUUUCUUUUAUUUCUUUCUGUUUCUUUGUGUGUGUGAUUUCCUUUCUUCACUCACUCUCUCUGUCUCUCUCUCUCUCUUUCUCUCUAUACUUAUAUUUAUAUCUUGUUUGUAAGUUAUAUAGUAGCAGUAUAAUUCCUUCGAGAAUAAACAUACAUAUAUAUACAGCGAAAAAAAUCUUGGAUUUCUUUUUGUCAUUCGUUUUUUACGCGAACGAAGAUACGGAUCGAACUUCCGUUGAUUUCACGCACAACUCAGUCAAAAGAUAUAAUGUAUUAUAUAUAUAUAUAUAUUUUUUUUUUUUGUUAUAUUUAUAAGAAUAGACUCUAUAGGUAUAAUUUAAUGCUAUUUAUGAGAAAAUAACAGGCUUAGAGCCGUCCACGACGAAGCUUUCUUCUUUUUUACGGACUUCUUUUCUUCGAAUCUUUUCUUUUUUGUAUUAUUCAUCCUCUUUGUUUUUCUAUCGACCUUUCUCCUCGUCGCUCUGAAACUUAGCUUACAUUUCGAUCGUGUGUGUGCUUGCUUGUAAUUGCGUGUAUAUUUUGAAAAUACACAAUUUAAUUAAGAAUUAAAUUUGAUCAAUAUCCUGUUUAAAUUGUAUGAACUGUA
Megachile rotundata (alfalfa leafcutting bee) is the source of this 1594-nucleotide messenger RNA. RefSeq lists its product as uncharacterized. The record is from RefSeq and is a predicted model, not a curated record. Lineage: Eukaryota; Metazoa; Arthropoda; Insecta; Hymenoptera; Megachilidae.